AUGGCAGGGGAGAAAUGUCCAGAAAUAAGGGCUGAGGGUGAAAAACCGACAGGCUAUUACAAUUAUGGAUUUGACAAGACAGACAUCGAGAAAGAGCUUCCCAAACAGACUGUCAAACAAAUCCAACAUGAAGAAGAAAUACUUAAGUCUGAAAAAUGGUAUAGCAUUCUAACACAAGUUAGUGUUCCUUUCUUUAUAGCUGGUAUAGGUACCAUUGCGGCGGGAACUGUUUUGGCAACUGUAACGACAUAUAAAGUAUUUGACGAUAUCAGAGCCUUGUAUGUAUUAGUACCAGCGUUAUUAGGACUAAAAGGAAAUUUAGAUAUGUGCUUAUCAUCAAGACUUUCUACCCAAGCAAACUUAGGACAUAUGGAAGACCGAAGAGAAUUACUUAAAAUGGUGGUCGGCAAUAUCGUUUUAGUUCAGAUUCAAGCUAUAGUAGCUUCGUGUAUAGUAUCUGUGUUCGCUACUUCAGCAUCUGCACUAAUAAACGGAAACUUCCAAUGGUUACAUACUCUGCUGUUAGCUACAGCAAGUACCUUAACGGCAACGAUGUCUUGUUUUAUUUUAGAUAUUUUACUCGUAACUGUGAUCGUUAUAUCUCACAAAAUAAAACUAAAUCCUGACAACUUAGCAACACCUUUAGCAGCAAGUGUCGGAGACUUGGUUUCUCUUAUUGUAUUGUCUUCGUGGGCUCGCUUAUUAUAUACUAUACAUGAAAAGUAUCCAUGGCUUAUGGGUUUAAUAUUAGGAGGAUAUGUUUUAAUACUCCUUCCGCUCUGGAUAUACAUUGUUAAGCGCAAUGAAUAUACCAGAACUAUCUUAACUCAAGGAUGGACUCCGGUUAUUACUGCACUAUUAAUAAGUGGUACUGGUGGUUUAAUCUUAGAUGUAGGUGUGGAUUCAUUUAAAGGAUAUACCGUCUUUCAACCCAUUAUAAAUGGUAUAGGGGGUAAUUUGGUAUCAGUCCAAGUUAGUCGGACAUCGACGAUGCUACACAAAACAGCAAUUUUUGGUCAAAUGCCAUCAAUAACAAAACAGUUGGUUUGGCCGUGGACGGCUUUAAUCAAAGGAGUUCAUCCAGCAAAAACAGCUCGCCUGCUCAUCCUCUUAUCCAUUCCUGGCCACACAAUAUUUGUUUUCGCCGCCGACUUUUUUUACAAUAAAGAAUCAACAGUUACUCCUAUAUUUGUCUUCAUGUACCUGACAGUUGGCCUCAUACAACUAAUAAUCCUUCUCUACGGAUGCCAUCUUCUAGUUCAUACGAUGUGGAGGUUCAAACGGGAUCCAGACAACUCCGCUAUACCCUAUUUGACAGCAAUCGGGGAUCUCAGCGGGUCUGGAUUUUUAUUGAUAGGAUUUAUUAUUUUGAGAAGUAUUCAUGCUGAAUAUAAGCCAGUUGUAUGAAAGAUGUAGGUACAAAGUGUAUACGAAGGUUAGUUUUGCAACCAACCAAGCCAUUGAUGCUCACCAGUGAUAGAACUAUGUAAGAG
Messenger RNA from Diabrotica balteata, 1493 nucleotides. The record is from the annotation of a GenBank genome assembly. NCBI's taxonomy places the organism in Eukaryota, Metazoa, Arthropoda, Insecta, Coleoptera, Chrysomelidae.